Rhizophagus irregularis DAOM 181602=DAOM 197198 is the source of this 1683-nucleotide messenger RNA. RefSeq lists its product as uncharacterized. Lineage: Eukaryota; Fungi; Glomeromycota; Glomeromycetes; Glomerales; Glomeraceae. The record is from RefSeq and is a predicted model, not a curated record. Gene Ontology annotation, molecular function: protein binding.
AUGACUAGUAAUAAAUCUUCAACUGCGAUAAGUCCAUUUGAUUUAUUACCAGAUGAGAUCUGGUUAAAAAUAUUUACAGAAUUACCGGUAGCAACGAUUUGUCUUUGUCGAGUGGUUUCUAAAAAAUGGUAUUAUUUGUCAUUAGACGAAACGUUAUGGCAAUAUCAUAGUUCACAUUUAUUUAAACCUGGACCCUUACCACCAAGAACUAGCUCAACAUUGAACAGUUGGGAAAGUUUUUAUAGACUUCAAAUAAAUUGGCAAAGAGGAAACGCAACAAAAACAUUCAAUUUCAAAGCCCAUAAUAAUAAAGUCGUGGCACUAAAAUUGAGAGGAGAUAUUUUAGUUACAGGAUCAACUGAUGAUUUUAUUGGAGUAUGGAACAUUAAAACUGGUGAAUGCAAAAAUAAAAUUGAAGUUGGAGCUGAUAUUAUUUGUGUUGAUUUUAUCGAACAUAAGGAUGUGAUUGCUUGUGGAUCAUAUUAUGGUGAAUUUGGAUGUAAAUUGAUUUCUUUUUCAACGGGAGAGACUCUUGGAAAAUUUGCAGAAGAGCAGUGGAUAGGAACUCAAUGUAUGGAUAUGAAUGAUGAAUACAUUGCAUUAGGAACUUUUAAAGGGAUGAUACAUGUACUAUUAUGGAAAGAUGGUAGAAAAGUAGCAUUAUUUCACGUUCAUUCAAAUAGGGUUGCAGGUGUUCGCUUACUUGGUAAAAAUAUUGUUAUGUCUGUUUCAUCAAAUGGGGCUAUCGAUAUAUUUGAUAUCACAUCAAGUGGAUUACUUUAUCAAUAUGUUCCAUCGAGGACAUCUAUCAAUAUAUGUUCAUUUGAUAAUAAUGUAGAUGGUCAUGAUAUAUUAUGUAUUGCACCAUCUGGAGCGAUUUUUCACAUUAGAUGGGAAGAUUUACCUCCUCCUUCUUUCAAUGAAGGAGAAAGAGAAGGGGAAGAUGAGAGGAUAAGAAGGAUAUAUUCAAGAGAACCAAUGAUGAUUUAUGAAAAUAAUAACGUACCAUGUAGAUUACUUUGUGCAGGAAUUGACUCAAAAUAUAAUCACGGUGUAAUUGGAUCAUUAAUAUCAUAUCCACCACAAGGUCAUUUAUUAAUUUAUCCGAAAGUUAAUUCAGAAAGUGUAGAUGUAACAAAUGGAAUCCGUGGAUUUAAUGAGGUCACAUUGCCUCCUUCGAUUGAUACUACCGUAUUUAAUAUAUUAGAUAUCGAUGAUGAAAGAGUUGUUGCUGGUUGUACGCGAGGUUGGAUUUAUUGUUUUGAAUUUACUGUUGAUCAAGAGAAAGAAAAGAAGGAGGAAAAUGUAAAGGGGGAAGAGGAAAAUGAAGAAAUUAAGAAUUCCAGGUUAUCAUUUAAGACCACUCAAAGUCGUUUGUCCCUGAAAAAAUUCUCAAAUAGUGUGCCGGUAAAGACUAAAUGCAAUACUUGGCCAAAUGAGAAAGAAGCUAAUAAUAACAAAGAAAAUUCGACUGAAAAUUUGAUUGAAAAUUUGUAUGUUAAUUGUAGUUUUGAAAAAUUUGAUUCUGAUCAAGAAAGAGGACAUGAAGAAAUAGAAGAGAAGGAAGGGGAGGAAAAGGAGGAAACUAAACAAGUUCAAAAUGGGAACGAAGAAUUUACUAAUGAAGAAAAUUUUAUCAAAGAUAUCAAAGAUCUUUAUUGUAAUAACAAAGUUUUUAUUUAA